Molecule: messenger RNA, 997 nt
Organism: Hyaloscypha bicolor E
Lineage: Eukaryota; Fungi; Ascomycota; Leotiomycetes; Helotiales; Hyaloscyphaceae
Exons: 1
Coding region: 169-864 (231 amino acids)
Source: RefSeq, a predicted model, not a curated record
UUUUAGUGCAAAUCACAGUUACCAGACUUCCAACUCCCGAGGUCAGGCCCUCUUGCUCGAGAAUGAAUGGUCGAAUCCACCGUUAUCCGUAACCCCCAACCUUCGACAACUGCAUGGACGCUUUGUGCAGUCCAUCUGGCUGGGAUCGCAUCGACAAUUUGACGGAGAAUGCUCAGCAAGCGCCUGCAGCAUGCACGGCUAGGCUGGCACCCUUUGGAGCUUGCUGCAUCCAACACCAAAAACUCGAGAGUCGAGACAGAUCAGAUUCACAAGGAAUCCAGAGAUGGCCGCCCCCCGGGGAUUCGGAGGCCGCUGGCGGUUCCAGCCGUGCUGUGCUGUGCCAUUGCUGCUGCUGCCGCUGCCUCGCCUCUCGCCUCUCGCCUGAACUUUCUGAACUUCCUGAAGAUGCUGUUUUUCUUACCUACUACUCAAGCCACGGAUAUCCUUCACCCCAACGGCCCAAGAUUUGCCCCACGUGCGGCCUCGCAAAGGACGACUGGACGACGAUGCUCCAAACCCAGAUUUUUCCAAGCGCGUCAUGAUCAUGAUCAUGAUCAUCUGCCUCCCCAAACCCCACAGCCCACUAAACUCGAGAAUUAUACGGGUCCUCCAGACUGUAACACAAGAUUGCAAUUUGCAACCCAUCUGUUAUGUCAGAGGAUGUUACUGAUUAUUACACUUUUUCCGGCCGGUAGGUGCAACACAGGGUUACCUCUCACCUUGCCCCUACAUUGCCCCUCCAGAGCCUCCACCAACCAGCGAGUCGCGCUCGCUUUUCUCGAUGUGCCAUCACAGUCGCGGCAUCUGCCAGAAGGACGCCAGUCCAGCGCCUGUAGAGUCAUGCCGUGGACAAGCCAGGGCUAAUGUGCACUGAUCGCGAGCGCAAGCGGCAACACAUAGAGUGCUAUCUCGGAAUAGGGCUGUCUGGCACCAAAGCUCAGCAGUGAGCACCCCCACACCUUCCCACUGACUAUCGUCGAUUGACAACCCGGCGCUC